AGUACAAGGCCAAAAAUAACAAAAAAUAAAGAGAUCACAUCUGCCCUUAGGGAGCUCCGAUGAGAGCUUCCCCCCACAAAUCUGAGCACCCAAUUCAGCAAAACCCCUGGAAAAAAUGUCGCCAUCUUCGUCCAAGAAGCAAGCCGUCUUCAUCUCCUCCCUUAUCAUCCUCUGGUACUCUUCCAACAUCGGCGUCCUCCUCCUCAACAAGUUCUUGCUCUCCAAUUAUGGCUUCCGCUUCCCAAUCUUCCUCACAAUGUGCCAUAUGUCCGCCUGCGCCAUCCUCAGCUACGUCUCCAUUGCUUUCCUCAAGGUUGUCCCUCUGCAGAGGGUCAAAUCUAGGGCCCAGUUCCUCAAGAUUGCCACUCUGAGCGUGGUGUUUUGUGGGUCUGUCGUCGGCGGCAACAUUUCUCUCAGGUUUCUUCCGGUGUCCUUUAAUCAGGCCGUCGGCGCCACCACGCCCUUCUUCACCGCCGUCUUCGCGUACAUGAUGACCUUCAAGAGGGAGGCUUGGGUUACGUAUGCUGCUCUUGUGCCCGUUGUUGGUGGGGUUGUGAUUGCUAGUGGGGGUGAACCAAGUUUUCACCUGUAUGGAUUUAUUAUGUGCAUCGGUGCGACUGCUGCAAGGGCCUUUAAAUCUGUUCUUCAGGGUAUCCUACUUUCUUCUGAGGGGGAGAAAUUGAACUCCAUGAACUUGUUAUUGUACAUGUCCCCAGUGGCGGUUAUAGUUCUGUUGCCUGCAGCACUUAUAAUGGAGCCCAGCGUGUUAGAUGUUAUUUUGACACUUGGAAGUCAACAUAAAUUCAUGUGGAUACUCCUUCUGGUUAAUUCAACAAUGGCAUAUUCAGCUAAUUUGUCCAACUUCUUGGUUACUAAGCAUACGAGUGCACUCACACUCCAGGUGUUGGGCAAUGCAAAAGGUGCCGUUGCUGUUGUUAUCUCAAUCCUCAUAUUCCGAAAUCCUGUCACCUUUGUCGGGAUUGCUGGUUACUCAAUGACUGUUCUCGGAGUGGCUGCAUAUGGAGAAGCAAAGCGAAGAUUUAAAUGAAAUGAUCCUCAAUAUUUUUUCACUUCCAUUUUUUAUAUACAAAUUUUGUCUCUGAUGGAUAGGCAUAAUUACAUGAGUUAGAUUCUUGGUUGCUCUUUUGGAGUAGCUGUGGGAAGGUGGGGAGAUCAGAGAGAGAUCUUUAUUCUCGUGUUGUAUUUUCUAUGUAACGUAAACAAACUUGUAUUCUUCUGUAUCAGAUUCUGAUAUGAUUUAUUUAAAAUAGUAAUAUAAAACUAGUGUUUUCUCGUC
Messenger RNA from Malania oleifera, 1297 nucleotides. Its product is annotated as UDP-URONIC ACID TRANSPORTER 1. Bases 116 to 1048 code for a protein of 310 amino acids. Gene Ontology annotation, cellular component: Golgi apparatus. The transcript has 4 exons. The record is from RefSeq and is a predicted model, not a curated record. Gene Ontology annotation, molecular function: antiporter activity. NCBI's taxonomy places the organism in Eukaryota, Viridiplantae, Streptophyta, Magnoliopsida, Santalales, Ximeniaceae.